UCUAUUUACUUUUGCUUGAAUAUAGUUUUGGUAAAGGUGAUAAUCUGCUCUUUGUACCACAAGUCAAAAAGAUGAUUUUUCAUGCCAUGACGCAUGCCGUUUGCGAACUGGGAAUGAGAAGUCAGUGAGAACAAUUCAAAGAUGGAUGGUGUCAAAUCUCUGUCAUCAAUGUCGUCAUCAACUCCAAUCAACAAAGUGCAAGACGCCAUGCCACAAGCAACUCCGCAAAGAUCUUUGGAUAUUGUGAAACAGUCAGAGGACAUGGCACAAGCCAGAAGGAAAUCUUCUGCUGUCGAAAAUGAGCUGGCUAGAACCGUGCAAAUUGAUUGUGGGAGUCCGGUUUCAAGUCAUCUUCUUUCUGCAGAAAAGGCCAUGCCACAAGCCAGAAGAAAAUCUUCUGCUAUCGAAAAUGAGCUGGUUAGAACCGCGCAAACUGAUUGUGGGAAACCUGUUUCAAGUCAUCUUCUUUCUGCAGAAAAGGCCAUGCCACAAGCCAGAAGAAAAUCUUCUGCUAUCGAAAAUGAGCUGGUUAGAACCGUGCAAACUGAUUGUGGGAAACCUGUUUCGAGUCAUCUUCUUUCUGCAGAAAAUGCCAUGCCACAAGCAACUCAGCAAAGAUCUUUGGAUAUUGUGAGACAGUCAGAAGACAUGGCACAUGCCAGAAGGAAAUUUUCUGCUAGUGAAAAUGAGCUGGUUAGAACCGCGGAAACUGAUUGUGGGAGUCCUGUUUUAAGUCAUCUUCUUUCUGCAGAAAAGGUCAUGCCACAAGCCAGAAGGAAAUCUUCUGCUAUCGAAAAUGAGCUGGUUAGAACCGCACAAACUGAUUGCGGGAGUCCUGUUUCAAAUCAUCUUUUUUCUGCAGAAAAGGCCAUGCCACAAGCAACACUGCCCACAUCCUUGGACAUUUUGGGACAGUCAGAGGACAUGCCACCGGGAAUGAAAAUAUCUUCUGCUAGUGAUAAUGAGCUGGUUAGAACCCCUCAAGUUGAUUGUCAAGGUCCUGGUUCAAGUCAGCUUUUUUCUGCCAGAAAGGCCAUGCUACAAGAAACUCCACCUGCAUCCUCAGACAUUGUGGGACCACUAGAGGACAGCGCUCCAGGCCAAAGGAAAAUAUCUUCUGAAAUUGAAAAUGAGCUGGUUAGAACCCUUCAAGCUGAUUGUCGAAGUCCUGUUUCAAGUCUUUUUUCUGUGGUAAAGGCCAUGCAACAAGCAACUCCACCAGCAUCUUCAGACACUGUGGGACCACUAGAGGACAUGGUACCAGGUCAAAGGAAAAUAUCUUCUGAUAUUGAAAAUGCCACUACCCCUCAAGCUGAUUGUCGAAAUUCUUUUUGCAGUCAUUUUCUUUCUUUGGAAAAGCAGGAUCGGCCCGAGGAAAGCACAUCUGUACCUAAUCAGAAUCCAACUCCAACAAUAAUUCAAGAUGUGAACUCUACUUUCCAUAAAGUAGAAUCAUUCCUAAAGUCUAUCCCGAAGGAUCAUUUUCGUUCACUAUCAAGUACACCAAAUUCUAAUCUGGAGUCUGCAAAGGAAACAGUGAAACAUUUUGUUGGAGGACCAUUGAAGAUGUUGGCGGACCGAGCUAAUGAAAAGGUAUUGAAGGAAGCAAUUACCCUACUGAACGAGAAUCUCUCGUCAUUCACUGAUGAACAAGCCAGGCUGUUGGUAAAGAUCAAACAUAUAUUCCCUUCGAUAGUUCAAGACCUGAGGGACGCAAGCCAGACCGAGUCUAGUUGCCAAGACUUCUUCAUUGAUCUUGAGAAGCACAGGAAAACUUUAGAUGACUUGAGGAACACUGACAUGGAAUUGAAGUUAAAGUAUGAUCAAGAAGAGGCUGAAGAGAAAGAAAUGGAAAAUAUGCUUAUGUUCCUUAGGAAGAGGAAGGCUGAAAUUCUAGAGAAAAGACUUGAAUUAUCUGUAAAGGCUAACCGCACUAUGUCCUCAGCAGAAGAAAAAGUAGGUAAGAUUGAAGACACCAAAAUAUUGUUGGUCAAGGCUAAAGAGAAAAUUGAUAACUUAAAGAGGCAAUGGUCUGUUCUUAAACCUUUGCUUCUGUAAUUUGAAUGUCAACUCUUGUAACUGUUGUAUAGGGCAAUGUUAGUGUUAAUCAGUGCACUCUUUCGAAAAAAAACAAAAAAGAAAAGGGAAGGGACAUCUUGAAUGAUCUGGUUUUUGCAGUCGAUGAAGUGAGUUAAGGGUUCGGUAUGAUCAAUCUGUUUGGGGUUUAUUGGUUAUCCUUGUGAGCCAUCAAAUGGAGAUUGUCCAAGAUUUCGAAUGGAGUUAACUCUCAACUGCUGUGAAAGGUUAACUAGGAAACACAAAUUCUCUUAUGAAAAUGACAUGAUGUGGUAAAUUCAUGUUAUUUAUGUAAGAUAACACUAUAUAAUACUUUUUUAUAUUAAAAGGGUGUUGUAACUUUCAAUUUUAUCCUGGAUGAAAGUUAGUGUAUUUUUUGUAUAGAGCAAGUUUCAUCUUUU
Solanum verrucosum is the source of this 2477-nucleotide messenger RNA. RefSeq lists its product as uncharacterized. The record is from RefSeq and is a predicted model, not a curated record. NCBI's taxonomy places the organism in Eukaryota, Viridiplantae, Streptophyta, Magnoliopsida, Solanales, Solanaceae. The transcript has 11 exons. Bases 142 to 2058 code for a protein of 638 amino acids.